AUGGGUUCAAGAACUUCUUCAAGACCAUCGCCAUACCCUGCCCGCCAAACGCUAUCCCAGCAGUCGCACGACACCGUCACCGACUCACCUCGAGAUGACCUUAAUCACACGUUAUGGGUCCAACUCUGCACUCAAUGCAUUUUGAUUUCAACGUCGAUGGUUGCAUCAACGUCGAUGAUGUGGCCUCUCGAAGACAAGGAGAAGAACCGGGGUCCACCCAAUCCGCGUUCCCUUCCGCCAAACCUCGAGCGACCUCACGACGAACUUGAAGGAUCUCAACAUUCCCGCAAUAUCUUUCAUCAUGUGAGAGUCUCUGCGAAUCAGCAGGCCAAGAUCCCAGCGACACCCAAGCUAGCUCGUCCGCAAGCUGUCCCUGUGGCAGAACCUUCACUCUUCCUUGACGCUCCUCCUGCUCAUCCUUCACGGUUGAUCGGAACUGGAUGCAUCUGA
This is a messenger RNA of Mycena indigotica, 450 nucleotides long. RefSeq lists its product as uncharacterized. The transcript has 3 exons. The coding region runs from base 1 to 450 and encodes 149 amino acids. Lineage: Eukaryota; Fungi; Basidiomycota; Agaricomycetes; Agaricales; Mycenaceae. The record is from RefSeq and is a predicted model, not a curated record.